This is a messenger RNA of Plutella xylostella (diamondback moth), 2270 nucleotides long. The record is from RefSeq and is a predicted model, not a curated record. NCBI's taxonomy places the organism in Eukaryota, Metazoa, Arthropoda, Insecta, Lepidoptera, Plutellidae.
UUAAAUAAGUUACUCUGUAGCGGAAUCCGAUGAGAAAAUAAAAAUAAUCGCAAAUUCUUUAAAUAAUAAACAUUUAUUUUAUGUUUGAGCAACUAGUGAUUAAUAUAACUUCGUCGAAUCUACAUUACUAAUUGAACGAUAAAAUGGAUAAACAUAACAGUUCAGAGUUACUUAACUCAGAUUUUUCUCUUUCAAAAAAUGCGAGCUCUGACUCACUUGAUUCUGAUUCUAAAUCAAGUUCAUUAAAUUCUAAACACGGACAAGACUCACCUCAUGUACUCGGUGAUAUCCAGCUUCUGGAUGGUGAGAAGGUGAUGGGUGUGGCCAAAGAUGUGACAUACCUGUGCCCAUACAGUGGGCCAUCUCACGGGGUGCUGAAAGUCACCAACUACCAGAUACACUUCAGGCCCACAGAUAUUGCGAUGCAACACAACAUUUUGAGUGUACCCCUUGGAGUGGUGUCUCGCAUUGAAAAAGUGGGUGGUGCAUCAUCCAAAGGAGAAAACUCUUAUGGCAUUGAAAUAUUCUGCAAGGACAUGCGAAACCUGCGUUUUGCACACAGACAAGAGAACCAUUCUCGGCGCGGAAUCUUUGAGAAGCUGCAGCAGCUAGCAUUCCCGCUGUCUCACCGACAACCCCUAUUCGCAUUCAGCUACUCCGAGUCCUUCCCAGAGGACGGCUGGCAGGUUUAUGAUCCCGUUGCGGAGCUCAGGCGAAUGGGUGUAAACAACGACAUGUGGCGCAUCACCCGCAUCAACGACAAGUAUGAAGUCUGCGACAGCUACCCGGCGGUGUGGGCGGUGCCGGCGGCGGCCAACGACGACUUGCUGCGGUCCGUCGCGGCGUUCCGGUCCCGGGGGCGCAUACCGGUGCUGUCCUGGAUACAUCCGAGCUCGCAGGCUACUAUUACGAGGUGCAGCCAGCCGCUUGUUGGGGUAAGCGGCAAGCGCAGCCGCGAAGACGAGCGCUACAUCCAGCUGAUAAUGGACGCCAACGCGCAGGCGCACAAGCUGUUCAUCAUGGACGCGCGGCCCAGCGCCAACGCCAUCGCUAACAAGGCUAAAGGGGGCGGAUACGAGUCUGAGGAUGCCUAUCAGAAUGCCGAGCUGGUGUUCCUCGACAUUCACAACAUCCACGUAAUGAGGGAAAGUCUACGAAAGCUAAAGGAACUUUGUUUCCCACAGAUUGACCAAAAUAAAUGGUUCAGUGGUAUAGAGGCCAGCUGUUGGCUGAAACACAUAAAAUGCAUUUUGGCUGGUGCUGUUCGCAUCGUAGAUAAGGUGGAGAACCACAAGACAUCAGUGCUGGUGCACUGCUCGGACGGGUGGGACCGCACGGCGCAGCUCACGGCGCUGGCGAUGCUCAUGCUGGACCCCUUCUACCGCACGCUGCGCGGCUUCCAGCUGCUGCUCGAGAAGGAGUGGCUCUCGUUCGGACACAAGUUCCAGCUGCGCAUCGGACACGGCGACGAGCGCCACUCCGACGCGGAUCGCUCCCCUGUCUUCCUGCAGUGGCUGGACUGCGUGUGGCAGCUGCAGCAGCAGUUCCCCGCCGCCUUCGAGUUCAACGAGCGGCUGCUGCUCACCGUGCUGGACCACCUGUACUCGUGCCGCUUCGGCACCUUCCUGUGUAAUACGGAGCGGGAGCGGGUUAAGGAAGAACUGAAGACGAAGACGGUAUCCCUCUGGUCGUACAUCAACAGCUGCCCACAGCUGUACCUCAACCCUCUCUACUGGGGCGGCGGCGGCGGCGGCGGGCGACCUCAAGCCGUGUUGGUUCCGGUGGCGUCAUUGAGGCUGAUCACGCUGUGGAAGCCGUUGUACUGCCGGUGGAACCCUACUAUGCGGCAACAGGACCCGAUAUACCAGCGCACGCGAGAGUUGGUCGCAUUACGAGCGCAACUGGAGGCGGCGGUGGCGGCGGCGGCGGGCGAGCACGCGGCGCGCGCGGCCAGACUCGCGCUAACCCCGCCGCGCGGCGCCAGCCCGCACCACGUGUGAAGAACUGGACUAGUGUAAGAUUAGUAGUAAGUGGCUGGAUAUCAACGGCUAAUAAGAUACAUAUUAGUACACCUGAGCGCUGCUCCUUAUGCGUCUGUCGCUGGUGGCGCGGCCAUUAAGAUCACGAUGAUUAGUAGAUUAACAAUACUUCAUACUAAAGCUGGUCGCCCUGGAACUAGAAGCGAAGUCACAACUAGAGGCGGCGGUGGCGGCGGCGGCGGGCGAGCACGCGGCGCGCGCGGCCAGACUCGCGCUGACCCCGCCGCGCGG